GUGUACCAGUGCGACUGUGGUAACAGCCUGACGACUGACGGGUGAUGAAAGUCGACCACACAGGAACCUCCUCCUGCAGCGGACAUACAAAUACACAGACGGAGGUUUAUGAGCAGUUCAUGAAUGAAACAUCAGAGUGAUUAAAUUCAACAGAAAAGGAAGAAGGUGAAAAGAGGAAGUGCUAAAUUUCCCUAAUUGAGAAACUUUCCUCGGUGUGGUCACACAGUUAUUUUCCUCCUACUUAGUCAACCAACAAACCCACAGCUGAAACUAAAAAUAAUCUCUUUCUAGUCAUCUUGCCAAAUUCUGCCACCACACUGAAUCAUCUACUCUGCUUAGAAGGAAGUUAAUGAUACAACAUUAAAAUUCAAUCAACCAAAAUGCUAUCAGAGCCAAAUGGAAACAUCACUGCCUUAGCGUUGAACAUGACGACCCCAGCCCCUGGUGGUGGUGGUAGAGGCGGCGGCUGCCCACCGGUCGGUAUUCAGCUAGAGGGUUUGAUCCUCCCUCCAGUCCUCGCCAUAGACGUGGUACUGGGGCUGCUGGGAAACAUCAUGGCCCUGUGGAUCUUCUGCUUUAAACUGAAGUCCUGGAACCCCAACAACCUGUUCCUCUUCAACCUGGUCAUCGCCGACUUCCUGGCUCUAGUGAGUCUGCCGCUGAGGAUCGAUGCCUUGCUCAGGGGCUACUGGGUGUUUGGAGACGGCCUGUGCCGGAUCAACCUCUUCCUGAUGUUUUCCAACCGCUCGGCCAGCAUUGCUCUCAUGACCGUGGUGGCAAUUUACCGCUACUUUAAGGUGGUCCAUCCUCACCACCGGUUCAACCGUAUGACUAAACGUCAGGCUGUAUUCGUGUCACUGUUUGUCUGGCUGCUGGUGAUGAGCCCUCGGGUUCCCAUGCUGGCUUACAACCACAUCAAGGGCAGCGGCGACAAAACCCAGUGCUUCUUCUUCACCUCUUACAAAGAGGCAUUGCGGGCCAUCAUCAUCCUGGUCGGCAUGCACCGGAUCCUGACGGUGCUGGAGUUCUUCAUCCCGAUGGCCAUGCUGCUCUUCUGUUCCAUCCGGAUCUCCAGCUUCCUGAGGAAGCGACAGAUGGGAAAACCAGACAAGGUGCGAAAGGCAAUGCGAGUGUGCAUUGCCAUCGUCGCAGUGUUCAUGGUAUGCUUCUUACCCACCACGGUGACGACCAUCGGGUUGUGGGUCAACCGCUCGUACUUCCCGUCGGACUGCGCCACCUUCUACACCUUCACCCAGCUCACCAUCGUGUCUCUGGGGCUGAACUUCUUGAACUCGGCCCUGGACCCCAUCGUCUACGUCUUCUCCAGCUCCAUGUUCAGGAAGGCCCUGUGCAACUCGUUGCCCCGCGCCCUGUGCUGCAGACAGGAUGCAGGCAACCAGGAGAACGCAGUGUCCUCGUCAGGAACUCAGUCCACCACCCAGCAGGAACUCAAGUCCAUGAGAGCUGACAGAGGCAGCGAAGACAUGGAAUGAGCUUCUCCUAAAAUAGUGACUGUAGAAAACGUCUCAUCUUGUUAUUGAUUUGUGUAUUUUACAGAGUUAUAUCUGUUUUUGUGUUUUUGAUUAGGGAUGCACUGAUCCGAUAUCUGGAUCGAAUAUCGGCGCCAAUAUCAUCAAAAUAGAUGUAUCAGGUAUCGGAAAAUGCAAUCUAUACCUGAGGCGAUCCUUUCCCUUUAAAUCUAUUGCGACGUGAGCUAGGACAUACGUCAUGGAGCAUAGGAGAGAAUCUGCUGUGUGGAGGUAUUUCACACUAUUUCAACUGCUGUUGCACAAUUGUUUAUUUUUGUUAAAAAUAAAUAGUUCAUCAUUGAAUUAAUCCGUUUCAUCUUGUUUCAUUUUAUCUUCCGAAAGAACUGUGUAGUCAUCAAUGCCUGGUGCCUCUAGUCUUUUCUGUACUACAAAGUAUAUAGCUUUUUAGGUCAACCAUGGUAUCGGAUUGGUAUCGGGUAUUGGCUGAUACUCAAAGUCACAGCAUCGGGAUCGGUAUCGAAACUGAAAAAGCUGGAUCGGUGCAUCUCUACUUUUGAUGCUGUUAAAGAUCUGUGAUCUUUGUACAUUUUAUAUUAUGCUUUUAACAUUGCUUUAUUACUUUAGUAAGGACACAGAAAAAGGUCCAUAGCAUCCACAUCAAAUGAAAAAACAAUCAUCUAUGUGCAAAAGUAUGAUAUAAUAAUAUAAUAUAAUAUAAUAUAAUAUAAUAUAUAUAUUAAAAAAACAAGAAAUGCCCAAGUUCAUAUAGAAAGACAAAUUCAAUAAACUGCGGCCACAAACAGGCUGAGAGCCAGUGGCCCCACAUUUGACUGGCACUGCACCAUCAUGGAAGUUUUAGAAGCAGUCUCAUUCCAUCAUGAAAGGCCACAUUAAGUCUUUGCAUAUUGUUCUUCCUAUAGGAGUGCCACAAGUGGGCAGGAUACAGUGACGUACAAAAUGCUCCAUCUUCACAUUAACUGAACACAUGCUGAAUUUGCGAGCGAGCAUAUUCACUUGACAAUAUAAUGACGAAGAUAUUUAAUCUCAUUACAAACUUUAAGAGCAAGACUACAGGAAACAAUAAUUUUCUGUGUGGUCAUAA
Molecule: messenger RNA, 2592 nt
Organism: Epinephelus fuscoguttatus (brown-marbled grouper)
Lineage: Eukaryota; Metazoa; Chordata; Actinopteri; Perciformes; Serranidae
Product: hydroxycarboxylic acid receptor 2-like
Exons: 3
Coding region: 381-1493 (370 amino acids)
Biological process (GO): G protein-coupled receptor signaling pathway
Cellular component (GO): membrane
Molecular function (GO): G protein-coupled receptor activity
Source: RefSeq, a predicted model, not a curated record